Messenger RNA from Penicillium manginii, 2256 nucleotides. RefSeq lists its product as uncharacterized. Bases 1 to 2256 code for a protein of 751 amino acids. The transcript is spliced from 2 exons. The record is from RefSeq and is a predicted model, not a curated record. NCBI's taxonomy places the organism in Eukaryota, Fungi, Ascomycota, Eurotiomycetes, Eurotiales, Aspergillaceae.
AUGAGCGUCGUUGCCAGUAGACCAGAAAACCCUGCUGUGCCUUACACAAUUCCUCAGGAUGCAGCAACUUGCAAGGAAUUCGCCGUCGCGGCACAGCCGGCAACCUCGCGUACCUCUUCCGUUUCUUCCUAUCGCACCAACUACACAACCUCGACCGCGCCAACAGGUUAUACGCCUUCUUCGCCAGCCUCUUCCUACCGUCAAUUCGACUCUGUUGGAUCCAUUCCCAAAAGCAUCGAAUCCGUUCAGCGACGCAUCCCCCAGGAGGUUUACGAUGUCAUCCUUAACAACCUCGAAGUACUACACAAGGCGCCACACCAGACAGGUUGCACAACUUGUUUUCAUCGCGACCUGCAUGCACUGUCCCUGACUUGUCGGUCCUGGGAAAGGGCCGUUCGAGGGCGACUAGGUAGCCGUCUGAAGUUGUUGAGGCGCACCCUACGCGAACGAAACAUGCUGGCCAAUCUCGUCCGCGAACUACGGGUUCCCCAGAUGGACUUACUCUUCACCACAACAAAGCAAAGCGCGCAAUGGCAAGAAUAUCGAGACUUGGUCGCCUCUGUGGUUAUGGUGUGUCCCAAUCUCGAGCGACUUUUGGGUCUGUCUAUCCCUUACCAUCAUGAAUUUGAUCGCCUGACCCACGCCUUGUCAACGCGCAAGCGAUUAAAAGAACAUACUUGGGUUCUUGGUGAGGCAGCGGAGGUCACUGAGCUGUCGCCUCGUGAUGAUUCCUGCCCUGGAAGUUUGGGGCCGUCUCAAAUGUUCGAGUUCCUGGAUUAUCAUGUUUCAUGGAGCAACUUGGAAACAUUGAUGCUAUACGGUCUAAAUGGAAACGGUGCUUUGGAGCCCAGUAUUUUCCUGCGCAUGUUUGACCUCUUGCCCUCUCUACGGAAUCUCUGCAUAUCCUCGUUCAACGAGGAUGCAUUCGCUGAUAGCACACUGCUAUGUUUGCCUCCGUUAGAAUCUUUGCGCUUAGAGAACUUGCCUGGUGUGACUGAUGCAGGUAUUGCACAAUACGCUAUGCGGCCAGAAUCGCAGUCGCUUAAGUCAUUUAUCCUAGUGGAGCAGAACAUUGAGUCUCUGCUGGUCAUCUCCAAGCUACUCGCGUCUCUCAUACAGCUUGAGCGAUUCAAGUUUAUCCAAAGUGACAAGUGUCCUACGCUUGAAGAGGAAGGCAUGGUUUUCCAACCCAUUCUCGCUUCUUCCAGCCUGAAGUAUCUCCACUGGGAUGUGGCAUGCCCGGACCCUGGCACAGCACUCACUCAACUUGAUUCACUACCCUUUCAGCAAUCUCCGAAACAAUCCGACACCCCCAAUUUCCAUCUCGCCCAGAGUGUUCUCGCAGCGGGAUUUCCAUGUCUGGAAACCCUCCGGGCGCCGAACGACUGUCAGCCUCCCGGUGCCUUGCAGGCAGUUUGCCGACCUAUCACAAAGGGCCAAGCAUUACUUCGACCAGACCGUUAUAGUUUGCCCCGGAGCUCGCACGGUUCCGUCAGCACUCGACCCCUUGCUUUGCCUGCCGGGAACAACCUGACAUCAUCUCGAAUUCGAGCUCAAACCUUCAUUGACAUGGCCGCCAAGGAUACAGAAUCGGGCAUGCCAGUAUUGAUCGAGGAUUACUCAGAUGGUUAUGUACCGGACAACGCGUUACUUGCAAAUUUCGAAGAAGAACCAGAGCCGGAGAUCGACGACUACGGAAUCUGGGAAGCGUCCGAACAAUAUAAACACAAUCCUCCCGUGUUGGACAACGACGGACCCAAGACAGUUUACAAAUUUCGAAUGCCGGCUUUCAUGGGUCGCUCGGGUGUGCGGGACCCCUUGACAGGGGCGUCCAUUCCCCGAUUCCACCUUCGGCCUGAUAUCCCCGGUCAAGAAUCGGAAGGUGGUCUGAUUGGGUGGAAGCAAUUACUUGCUUCCAACCAGUCACUAUCAUACGCAGCUGGGGUUGGCGUUCAUUGCUUUGAAACAAAUAGCAAGCUACCCAUCAGCCCACCGAUCGAGGAACUCGCAUCUCCUUCAUCUACUACUACUUCGCGUUUCGGUUGGGGCAGCCUGGGGAACCGGUCUACCGGUACUCCUGCAACACCAACAACACCCAUCACACCGAUGAGCCAUACGUCGUCUUCCGCUCUACCCUGGGAAAAAGAUACCUGCACCGGAUCCUGGAACCAUAAGAUGGGCCGGGAUUGGUGGUUCCAUAUGGAACGCGACCGCCCCGGUAACUCGGAGCUCAUCAACGUGAAGCAACUCUUCUAA